AUGCCCGACAUCGACUUUCCCGACGCGGAUGCCGACGAUCUCACCGACGAUGACGACGAUGACGACGCUGACGGCCCAACCGGCACCCCGGAAGACGAGCCCCUCGCACUCCCUUCCGACUUCACUGCCGCAGAGCGCGACGACCUCGGACUGCAGGCACUGGCCGCCGUCGAACGCCGUAUCCGCCUGGGGCAUGCUUACGACCUGCUGGACGGCAUAAAGCAAUCACUUAACCAUCAAGGUGCUUUCCUGCUCGACAAGCGCAAGCACGCGAGGGGACAGAAAGACAACACGCGUUCGCAAACCCAAGUCAAUGCUGCGGUCGCGCGGACGAGAUCAAUUGCUGGGCUUUACAACUAUAACCGUGACCGGUUGUUCGCCCUGAGCUGCGACGAGUCGGACAUUCUUCCACGGCUCAACCUCGACACAGAUCUCAAGGGCAAGAAUUGGAACAAACCGCGCCAGCUUGGAGAUAGUCGGGACGAGGCGAGCUGGAUAUGGACUGUGGUAGGUGAUGCUGGUUUCCCGGCGACUUUGCAUACUGACAGAUGUGCAGUUGAUCGCGUGCAAUGGUUCCGGGCCAAAGCGGAGAUGACUCGAGCAAACGAAGAAGUCAACAAGCUUCAUGCCGAGUUCAAGCGGACGAUCCUCGGCUUCAAGAACAUGUCGAAGGCAUGGGAGGCAGUGUCCACGAAGAAGGACUUGUCGCGCGGCGCACAAGUCUAUGCAUGGAAGAAGGCCGAUAUGUUCAGUAAGAUGAGUCUCCAGUGUGCGAACGCCUUCGCAAGCACGCGGAGAGACCACGAAGAGAAAUGGGACUAUGCUAAGGUCAAUCAAUCGCUUUGA
Molecule: messenger RNA, 846 nt
Organism: Rhodofomes roseus
Lineage: Eukaryota; Fungi; Basidiomycota; Agaricomycetes; Polyporales; Fomitopsidaceae
Exons: 2
Coding region: 1-846 (281 amino acids)
Source: RefSeq, a predicted model, not a curated record